This is a messenger RNA of Cololabis saira (Pacific saury), 2634 nucleotides long. RefSeq names its product UBA domain containing 2 (gene ubac2). The coding region runs from base 133 to 1200 and encodes 355 amino acids. Gene Ontology annotation, molecular function: serine-type endopeptidase activity; protein binding. The transcript has 10 exons. The record is from RefSeq and is a predicted model, not a curated record. Lineage: Eukaryota; Metazoa; Chordata; Actinopteri; Beloniformes; Belonidae.
CACGUCUCCUUCUCCUCCCAGUGGCAGCAUGGAUCCUCUCACUAACUUUAUUUCGUUGCUUUAGUGUCGGCUUUUCUCUUGUAUAUUGAUAAUAUCGAGGUUCAUUUCCCCCCCUUAUCUCCCCCGGUCACCAUGUUUACCACCACCGGUUCCCGGGGCCUGUACAAGGCUCCGCUGUCCAAAAGCCUUUUGUUGGUUGUGAAUGGGCUGACGGUGCUGCUGACCCUGCUGCCACAGUACCAGGACAUGUUCGUGUACAACCUGCAGGCUGUCGUGCAGCAGCACCAGUUGUGGAGGUUGCUGUGUGGACGACUUGUCUGUCUAGAUCUGAAGGACUCCUUCUGCAGCAGCCUGCUGAUCUACAACUUUCGAAUCUUUGAGAGGAGGUUUGGCUCCAGGAAGUUUGCUUCCUUCCUGUUGGGCACUUGGUGUCUCUCUGCGCUUAUGGACUUCCUCUUGGUGUGUGCGUUCCAACAUCUGUUUGAUUAUGAAGUAGAGGAACUGUCGGCAGGACUGCUUGCUCCUGUCUUCUCUCUGUUUGUGCCUUUCUACCUGUCAAUCCCCAGGAUGCCAGUCACCCAGAUAUUGGGCCACAUCCCCAUCACCAACAAGUCUCUGGUUUACAUAGUAGGCCUGCAGCUGCUGACUUCCAGCCCGUUCAUGUGGCUCCUUGCACUCAGUGGACUGAUCUCGGGGGUACUGUACCACUCCAAUGUCCUCUGGUUACAGAAGAUCCUCUUUGUUCCUGCCUGGGUGUCUUUUAUUGGGCGGUAUAUUCUGGAGCCGCUCUUCUCAAGUUCCCAGCCAAGCAGCGAGACGCCUGUGGGGAUGGGGGCGACUCUGGACAUCCAGAGGCAGCAGAGAAUGGAUCUGCUUGACCAGCAGUUGCUUUUGGCACAAUACAAUGAAGCCAGGAGGAAUGUCCGACCUCAGCCACAGGCUGGGUUGUUACAGUGGACCAGGUUGUUCCCCUCGCUGCGGCACAGAGGCCAAAACCGACCCCCAGCGCAACCCCAGCCUCAGGCUCAGGCUCAGACGCAGCAGUCCACGCAGCCACCGCUGCUGGACAACUCUCAUGUUGCAGAGGAGCAGGUUGCACGGUUGGUGGAAAUGGGUUUUUCCAGAACUGAUGCCCUUGAGGCCCUCAGAGCUUCAAAUAACGAUAUUAAUAUGGCAACUAACUUCCUCCUCCAACACUGAAGGAAAGAUCAGUGGUAGGAAAGAGCGAUAAAUAUAGAGACAACCAAAGCAGAGGUGCUGAGGAGCAAAGUAUUAACGGGGUGUGGUGGCGAAUCAACGGGAGGCGAUGGAGAAUAAGAGGGAAGAUGAAUGAAAUUUGUACAAAUAAUCUGAAUGCGACGUCUGCGCUCCCCUGAAGCAGUGCUAACGCGACCUGAACUGAGGCCCAUAGCAGGCUGGGUAAUGGAGAAGUGUGAAGCACAAAGUGAAAGACAUUUGCGUCAUGGCUCUCUGAUGGCUGCUGUCGUGUGAAGCAGGCGCAGUUGCUCGAGGCAGAGGAGUUGGAGCUCUAACUCCACGGGGUGCUAUGUGAAAGAUAUUUUCUACAGAUAGAGAAAUGAAAGCAGUUUCAGCUUUCCAACUAUAAAACCUUCAAAACACCUGUCUUCAGUUCAAAGGAGGAAACGUACAGUCUAGUAUCGUAUGCUGAAUACAGUUUUAUGUAUCUUCAUGUCAUGUGGUGCCGCUUUCAAAAUGUAAACAUUAUUCUGACUAUCAUUAGAUACGCUAUGGAGACAUGAAAUAUCUGAAGUUUAAAAGCAAAAAUAAUACAUCAAAGAACUGUACGUCAUCUCUUUUACUCUCUUAUAUGUGCUGCUGGAAAAACACAACACCUUGCCAUUAAUUUUUGGUCAUUUAUUGUUUUCACUAUUUUUUUAUUUAUUUUUUGUUGCCACAUUUACCACAGGAGAUGGUUCACAGACUGAAGAAUCGAUAUAACUUUUGUCAGGAUUUCAUGCAAGUUGCAGAGCUUAUCAUUUCAUGAAUAACUGCCAGUCUGAAAAAAACUGUAUUGAUCCACUUUUCUUUGGAGCUGACUUUGGCCCAUUAGAGCUACAGAAGCAGACUGUUGGAAAGGCUGGGAUUCUCGGCAGGACAUCGGUUAGAUGGGUUAUCUCAGGGUCGGUGAGGCAAAUUCGUAUUUCUUUUAUUAUAAAGUUGUACGUACAAACAAGAGUGCCCAAACACAGACGCAGAGUAGCCUUUCAGGCAGUUAUGCCAAAUUUUGUUUAUAUCAUCCUUUUUCUUUCUCCUCCUGUCUCAUUCAUUAAAGUCUUAAAAAAGGCUAAUGGUAUUUAUUAUGCAAUAUCACAAGAGAAAUCUGUGGAUGCUAUGCACUGCAUAGUACGUAAAUACUUUGUGUAUAUAAAACAGACAUGCAAAAGAGGUAAAGUUGCAGCCACUGCAUAUUGAUCUCAAAGGUUGAUGAUAGUUUUAUAUUUUGUGCACAUCAAUAAUGAUAUAUGUUCACUGCAACAAGUGUUUUGGGUGUAUGUAUUUUUCAGAGUAAUACUAUAAUAUAUGGAUGUAAUGAGAGUUGUUGCAUGGACAGUUUUCUGAUAAAUUGUCAUUCAUGAUAUUUGAUCUAUGGAAUAAAUCAACUUCCUGAAUUAA